AUGGAAUUAUCAGAUAAUUUCAAUCCAAGUAUUCCAGAUCGUCAAAUAUGCUUCCCUACUUCUGCCAAUACAUUAAAACCAUAUGUUGGACAGCUGCAUAAUACACUCGAUGAAGGUGUUAAGUUUUAUAAAGCAUAUGCUGCCGCAUGUGGUUUCCAGUGUCGGAUGAGUACUAUUAUAUAUGCUGCAGAUGGCACUAUUCGACUCAGAUAUGUUUUAUGCAAUAGAGAAGGAGUGUGGGACAAGGUCGAUGGGACACUAAAUGAACAUGGGAAUCCUUUGAAAAAGAAACGGAAGACAACAUCUUCCCGGUGCGAUUGUAUGGCUAGAGCCAUCUUUGAAGUUGUGGAUGGUGGUCGCUACAAGAUUCGUAGGUUCAAUGAAGGGCACACGCAUUCAAUGGUGCCGGCCCAUACUCGUCAUCUGAUGACCGGCAACAGGAAAGUCGGAGAACUGGAGCAACUAUUCAUAAUUUCGGGCGUCAAGGCAAACAUUGGGGCUAUGCGUACUUUUCGUUUGUAUAGGGAACUCAUAGGCAGUUACGAAGCAGUGGGGUGCACCACUGAUGACUUCAAGAAUUAUGUCAGGGAUCUCAAAGGUCAUUCAUUAGAUUCGGAUGCCAAAAUGUUGUUGGAUGCACUUACAAAUAAACAGGAAUUGGGAGAUGGGUUCAAAUUCAUUUGCGACGUAGACGAAGAAAAAAAAAUGCGUCGAUUGAUAUGGACUGACGAAACUGCCGUGAAUAACUACAAAAUUUAUGGAGAGGCGGUAUCAUUCGACGCCACAUAUCACACAAACAAGUACCAAAUGAUUUUCACUCCUUUUACUGGGAGAGACAAUCACGGAAAAUGUAUUUCGUUUGGUGCAGCCCUUAUAUCUCGCGAAGACACGGAAUCCUAUUCUUGGGUGCUUGAUAAAUUUUAUGAGAUUAUGGGCCGUGCACCCCGUGUACUGAUAACAGAUCAAGACCCAGCUCUAAGAAAGGCCGUGGCAUCUACAUGGAAAGAGACGCGACAUAGGUUUUGCAUGUGGCACAUAACUAUUAAGGUUGCGGAGAAAUUGCCAUCAAGGCUGGCAAAGGACCCUGAUUUCAAGGCAAAUUUUGGCAGAAUUGUGUGGGCCGAAGACAAAGAUCCUGAAGUGUUCGAGGAAGAUUGGAACAAUAUGAUCGAUGAAUACGACCUUGGUGGAAACAAGUGGUUUUCAGACAUGUAUGAAGACAGAGCUUUCUGGAUACCUGCAUAUUUCAAAGACAUUCCCAUGAGCGGUCUAUUCCGAACCACUUCAUUUUCAGAGAGUGAGAACAGUUUUUUCAAGCGUUUUCUCAACAAGAAUGCUGAUCUCGUAUUGCUUUAUACGAAUUAUUGCAUGGCUCUUGAUUCUCAGCGCAAUAACUUCAAGAAGAUAACUUAUGCAGAUGAGACUCGUUCCCCUAGUAUGCUGUAUGCGCUCCCCAUUGAGAAACAUGCAUCUCAGGUAUACACGAACUCCAUUUUUAAGUGUGUUCAGGAUGAGAUAGGUUUCUCGAUCCGUGGGUGCAGCAUUCGCAAGAUGUAUUUAGAAGAUGAUGACAACGUGUUUGUCAUUGAGGAUAACCUAGAUGGUGUUUUUACAGUUCGUCAUGUGACCGAACACGACGACGUGUCGUGUAGCUGCAACAUGUUUAACAGAAAAGGAUUGGUGUGCAAACAUAUGUUCCACGUGUUCACAAAUAUGAGGAUUCACAAAAUCCCUGAAAAAUACAUUAUUAGACGUUGGUGCAAGUUUAGCAUAAUAUUCCCAGAAGAAGCACAAAGUGAACAGUCUAAAGAUUAUGUUCAACCUUCAGCUAAAGGAGACUUUCGUUUCUUCAAGGUCGUUGCGGAUAGCCUUGGGUAUGUGAGAUGCAACAAUGAGCUAAGUGAGCAGUUGUUCUCUGCACUCACUGAAGUUAAAGACAAGUUCUGCAAGCUUGGAUCGCUGGAGCAUCCAUCGGCAUCCAAAAAAAGGAUGUUCUUGGAUUUCUAUGGGUCUGCUCCGUCCGAAUCACCCUCGGUGCUGCCACCUAACAUAUCCAAGACAAAAGGGAGUGGUGCGGGCGGCCGCAGGAAAUCAGAGCAAGAAAAAGCUAUGUUACUUGCCAAAAAACCAAUGCGCCUAUGUAGAAAAUGCAAUACCUUGGGUCAUCAUGAUUCUAGGAAUUGUCCAACAAAAGAGGACGCAUAA
Salvia miltiorrhiza (redroot sage) is the source of this 2205-nucleotide messenger RNA. Its product is annotated as protein FAR1-RELATED SEQUENCE 5-like. Gene Ontology annotation, molecular function: zinc ion binding. The coding region runs from base 1 to 2205 and encodes 734 amino acids. Gene Ontology annotation, biological process: regulation of DNA-templated transcription. NCBI's taxonomy places the organism in Eukaryota, Viridiplantae, Streptophyta, Magnoliopsida, Lamiales, Lamiaceae. The transcript is spliced from 3 exons. The record is from RefSeq and is a predicted model, not a curated record.